GAGCCCUCUUUUUUUCGGAUUUCUUGUGAAUAAAGAAGAAUGCGACUGAUAUAAUUCGAGAGAGCAAUUGGAAAAAUAUUAUAGAGGGUUUUUUCUGGAUGAUCCAUUUUCCUUGGAAAUGCAAAAGAUUAUGCAUAUUUCUGUCUUCCUGGUUCCUGUUCUAUGGGGACUGAUUUUUGGAGUAUAUUCAAACAGCAUACAAAUAGGAGGGUUAUUUCCAAGGGGUGCAGAUCAGGAAUACAGUGCAUUUCGGGUAGGGAUGGUUCUGUAUUCCACUCCAGAGUUUAGGUUGACGCCUCAUAUCGACAAUCUGGAAGUAGCUAACAGCUUCGCUGUCACCAAUGCUUUCUGCUCCCAGUUUUCAAGAGGGGUCUUUGCUAUUUUUGGAUUUUAUGACAAGAAGUCUGUAAAUACUAUCACAUCAUUUUGCGGAACUCUUCAUGUGUCCUUUAUAACCCCAAGCUUUCCGACAGAUGGUACUCAUCCAUUUGUCAUUCAAAUGAGGCCGGACCUCAAAGGAGCACUACUUAGUUUGAUUGAAUACUAUCAAUGGGACAAAUUUGCAUAUCUUUAUGACAGUGAUCGAGGUUUAUCAACGUUGCAAGCUGUGCUGGAUUCUGCUGCUGAGAAGAAAUGGCAAGUGACGGCAAUCAACGUCGGCAACAUUAACAAUGACAGGAAAGAUGAAACGUACCGCUCGCUUUUUCAAGACCUAGAAAUAAAAAAGGAAAGGAGAGUGAUUCUGGACUGUGAGCGGGACAAAGUAAAUGACAUCGUAGAUCAGGUCAUCACAAUUGGAAAACAUGUCAAAGGAUACCACUAUAUCAUAGCAAACCUGGGCUUUACAGAUGGAGAUUUAUCAAAAAUUCAGUUUGGAGGAGCGAAUGUGUCAGGAUUCCAAAUAGUAGACUAUGAUGAUCGGGCAGUUGAAUCAUUUAUACAGCGUUGGUCAACAUUAGAAGAGAAAGAGUACCCUGGGGCACACACUACUACAAUUAAGUAUACUUCAGCUCUGACAUUUGAUGCAGUGCAAGUCAUGACUGAAGCUUUUCGGAAUCUGAAGAAACAGAGGAUAGAAAUUUCUAGAAGAGGGAAUGCUGGAGACUGUCUUGCAAAUCCUGCAGUUCCAUGGGGGCAUGGGGUAGAAAUAGAAAGGGCAUUAAAGCAGGUGCAAGUAGAUGGACUAACUGGUAACAUAAAAUUUGAUCAGAAUGGUAAAAGAGUGAAUUAUACAAUCAACAUUAUGGAAUUAAAAACCAAUGGCCCUAGAAAGAUUGGCUACUGGAGUGAAGUGGACAAAAUGGUGGUUACUGUUAGUGAUGCUCUGUCUGCAAAUGAUUCAAUGGGUCUUGAAAAUAAAACUGUAAUUGUCACUACGAUUUUGGAAUCCCCAUAUGUGAUGUAUAAAAAAAAUGCGGACCAGUUGGAUGGGAAUGAACGGUAUGAAGGAUACUGUGUAGAUUUGGCGACUGAAAUUGCUAAGCAUUGUGGAUUUAAAUACAAACUGACAAUUGUAGGUGAUGGCAAGUAUGGAGCCAGAGAUGCAGAAACAAAAAUAUGGAAUGGAAUGGUAGGAGAAUUAGUAUAUGGGAAAGCCGAUAUUGCAAUUGCUCCAUUAACUAUUACACUGGUGCGAGAAGAAGUGAUUGACUUCUCAAAACCAUUUAUGAGUCUUGGAAUAUCUAUCAUGAUCAAGAAGCCUCAGAAGUCAAAGCCAGGAGUGUUUUCCUUUCUUGAUCCUUUAGCUUAUGAGAUCUGGAUGUGCAUUGUGUUUGCUUAUAUUGGGGUCAGUGUAGUUUUAUUCCUGGUCAGCAGAUUUAGUCCAUACGAAUGGCACACUGAGGAAUUUGAAGAUGGAAGAGAAACACAAAGUAACGAUUCAGCUAAUGAGUUUGGGAUAUUUAAUAGUCUCUGGUUUUCCCUUGGUGCCUUUAUGCAGCAAGGAUGCGAUAUUUCGCCAAGAUCCCUAUCUGGUCGCAUUGUUGGAGGUGUAUGGUGGUUCUUUACCCUGAUCAUAAUUUCAUCCUACACGGCUAACUUAGCAGCUUUCCUUACUGUGGAACGAAUGGUAUCACCUAUUGAAAGUGCUGAAGACCUUUCCAAGCAGACAGAAAUUGCAUAUGGAACACUGGACUCGGGGUCUACCAAGGAAUUCUUUAGGAGAUCAAAAAUUGCUGUGUUUGAUAAAAUGUGGACAUAUAUGAAAAGUGCAGAGCCCUCUGUUUUUGUGAAAACUACAGCAGAAGGAGUAGCCCGGGUACGAAAGUCCAAAGGAAAAUAUGCCUACUUGCUGGAGUCAACAAUGAAUGAGUACAUCGAGCAAAGGAAACCCUGUGACACCAUGAAAGUUGGAGGAAAUCUGGAUUCCAAAGGCUACGGCAUCGCAACACCAAAACAAUCCCCAUUAAGAACCUCAGUAAACCUUGCAGUAUUGAAACUCAGUGAGCAAGGCGUCUUAGACAAGCUGAAAAACAAAUGGUGGUACGAUAAAGGUGAAUGUGGAGCCAAGGACUCUGGAAGUAAGGAAAAAACAAGCGCAUUAAGUCUGAGCAACGUGGCUGGAGUAUUCUACAUCCUUGUCGGAGGACUGGGUUUGGCAAUGUUGGUGGCUUUGAUUGAGUUUUGUUACAAAUCCAGAGCAGAGGCAAAACGAAUGAAGGUGGCAAAAAACUCACAGAACACUAACCCAGCUUCCUCACAGAAUUCACAGAACUUUGCAACUUAUAAGGAAGGUUACAACGUAUAUGGAAUUGAAAGUGUUAAAAUUUAGGGAUAUCCUUCAAUUAUGUCAUGAGGAGCAAGGCAAGGCUGUCAAUUACAGGAAGCACUGGAGAAAUGGACAUAUUAUGACUCCAGAAUUUCCAAAAGCAGUGCAUGCAGUGAGUCCUGGCAUGAGAAUGAAUGUCAGUGUGACUGAUCUCUCGUGAUUGAUAAGAACCUUUUGAGUGCCUUAUACAAUGGUCUUACUUGUGCGUUAAUUGUCAAAGUGGUGAAAAAGAGGCAUCCAAUAUCUUGAAAACAUUUUUCAAACAAGAAUUAUUUUGUUCCAGUGGAUUUCAUCUUGAAUUCUAAAAAUGGAUGCUUAGCUGAAACAAAGAGAAUAGCAAAUAUUAAACAAAGCAUAACUCAAUUUUCUACUCUUACUCAAGAUGAAGCUAACUGACAUGCACAGCUAACAAUUGGAAGGACUGUAAAUCUGAUUAAAGUCGUUGUACAGGCAACACACCAGUUUCUGAA
This is a messenger RNA of Bombina bombina (fire-bellied toad), 3237 nucleotides long. It is a transcript of the gene GRIA2, whose product is annotated as glutamate ionotropic receptor AMPA type subunit 2. The transcript has 16 exons. NCBI's taxonomy places the organism in Eukaryota, Metazoa, Chordata, Amphibia, Anura, Bombinatoridae. The record is from RefSeq and is a predicted model, not a curated record. Gene Ontology annotation, molecular function: transmitter-gated monoatomic ion channel activity involved in regulation of postsynaptic membrane potential; AMPA glutamate receptor activity. Gene Ontology annotation, cellular component: dendritic spine; plasma membrane; postsynaptic membrane. Gene Ontology annotation, biological process: monoatomic ion transport; synaptic transmission, glutamatergic; modulation of chemical synaptic transmission. The coding region runs from base 119 to 2770 and encodes 883 amino acids.